CUCCAGUGUCUUUCUUUCUCUCUCAGUUGCUAUGCUGUCAUGACUCAUGAGCAUACCUUCCUCCACAGUCCACUGCGCCGCCCCGAUAUUCUGUUAGCGUUGGUAUGAGCGGUUGGAAGUGAAUAUUUGAAUAUUGAAACUCGGAGGAGACGCGAAUAGCGACGAGACAUGGAAGCAAUAACUACGCCUCAAUUCUCUGCUCUAACAACCGGUUCCAAGAGUAUUGGGAGGAGUGAGAAUAUAGCAAUGGUGGCUUUGAAUUUUAAUCGGAGAGGCAGGAAAGACUGUGUUAUAACAAUUUCUCGCAAGCCAAACAUACAGAGUCGCAGCUUCCAUUUGGGACUUCCACACUCUUGUAAUCAUUCACAAGCUCCACUGCUGGAAUCUGGAGAUUGUUACACUUCUUUUGAUGAGGACUGGUUGUUAAAGAACAAAGCACAAGAGGUCGCUUCGUGCUUAAAUGGCCGCUCUAUAUUUCUUGUUGGAAUGAUGGGCUCUGGAAAAACGACAGUGGGCCGGAUUUUGUCAGAAGCAUUAGGUUAUUGUUUUGUUGACAGUGACAGAUAUGUCGAACAGGCAAUGGGAACUUCCGUGACUCAAAUCUUUGAACUGCGUGGUGAGAGUUUCUUCAGAGAUCAUGAGAGUGAGGCAUUGCAGAAAUUGUCUUUUGCACCAAGGAAAGUUGUUGCCACAGGAGGUGGUGCAGUGGUUCGACCUGUCAACUGGAAAUAUAUGAGGCAGGGGAUCACUGUCUUUUUAGACGUACCUCUUGAUGCCUUGGCGAGGAGAAUCGCUGCAGUGGGAACUGAUUCUCGCCCUCUUUUGCAUUUCGAAUCAGGAGAUGCUUACACCAAGGCUUUUGUGGGACUGUUUACUCUAACGAAAAAGCGAUCUGAGGCAUAUGCCAAUGCUGAUGCUACGGUUUCCCUUCUACAUCUUGCAACCAACCUGCGUCUUGAAGAUGUGUCUGAUAUCACACCAACUGUCAUAGCAAUUGAGGUACUGGCUCAAAUUGAGAAAUUUCUACGGGGUAACAAUGGGACAGCUCUUUUGGUAGGGAUGUUGCAGUAAGAGAGAAAAAAAAAAAUUAUUAUUUUUCAGUUUAUAAAGGUGUCAUUCCAUAUACUCCCCCCCAUAAGAUACAAAAUUUACAAAUCGGUUCUUUCGGUAGGGCUGUCUUAUCCAAUGUACAAAUGAAAUAAAGGUUUUGUAUUAAAAAGUUUCUUUCAAUUUCCCUGAA
Molecule: messenger RNA, 1240 nt
Organism: Quercus lobata
Lineage: Eukaryota; Viridiplantae; Streptophyta; Magnoliopsida; Fagales; Fagaceae
Product: shikimate kinase 3, chloroplastic-like
Exons: 12
Coding region: 169-1071 (300 amino acids)
Cellular component (GO): chloroplast; cytosol
Molecular function (GO): shikimate kinase activity
Source: RefSeq, a predicted model, not a curated record